CGCGAUCCUGUACCCGCGGUAGGCUGUGAUUUCCCGGGAGUGCGGACCGUGCAGCUGCGGCGCCAUGUACCAGACUAUGGAGAUAUACAUGGCGAGGAAGAAGACGGUACAAGAUCGCGUCUCGCCAAAUACUUACAGAAUAUUUAAUGAACAUUUAUAUGACGUUGGUUUGGACCAAAGUAAAAUCUUCCCACCUGUUCUGUUCAAGAAGCCUGAUCAUCCUCCACCGCAUCCAAGGUCGCCAAAUCGAAACAACAUGCCCCACCCUUACCAUGCCAGGUUCAUCCGAGACAACUCCAGGUUUCUUAAUGAGCCUGUGACGUACAUGUUAACCUCAAACACCAAACACAAGCAGGCGGAGUGGUGGCCGAGCCAUGAAGAAAAUGUCAAAAUUCUCAAACCUGCUUAUGAUCUGAUGACUACACAAAGAAGUGACUUCAGCCGCAUGACUUAUUCUAGUCCUCAAACGCGACAUGGCUGCAACCCACACAAAUCCCGUGUACAUGGAAUAGUUCCUAUAGCAUCUCCCAGGGGGAGGAAUCGGCUGCCAAAACUAUUACAGGAAGAGAUUUCCUUUUUGCAUCAAUACGAUUCAAGAUUAACACCCAAUGAACCAAUUCGAGGGAAGCGUCAUGGAGCCUUUGUGUGGAGAGAGAUAAAAACAGAGAGCGGUUCAGCCGUUCCUCAGGGAACUAGGCUGUUCCUAAAUGCCACAGGGUCACAUGCACUCAAUAGACAAACAGAAAGAGGAAACUCAGUGGAAAACGGCGUGACCUCACCCAGUAUCUGCCUGCAUGGUUCCCAGCAGAUGUUCACUGCUGAAGCUCACUUAUCAAAAACAGAAUUCAUGGAAGCGGCCAAGAUCUAUCCCUACAUCACAGCCGAAGAACACAACAAUUCAGGCAGUUCUCAGCCAUCCAGAAGAUAGUCCCACUCCUCUACUGGUGAAGAAUUACCGAGGCGGCCAAGGGAAUUCAAAUGAGAUUUGAUUUUCUUCCUGCAAAUUCUCCCACAUGUAUAUGUCUUGUAGGCGAAAUGUUCAAGCCUGACAGCAAACACGGGGGGAGAUUUAUUAUUUAUUUCGCGCUGGAAAAGUGGCGUUGAAAAGUUGCAAACUGCGCGCUUUUUAACACAACUCUUUUUUAAAAGCAGUCGCAAAUGGCAUUUUUUAUGCCGCCCUCACCACUUUUUCGAAAGGGAAUGUUACAAAUUUAUAUUAAUUUACGCCAGAUUUCUGUUUAGGCGCAUGGACUGCUAGAGAAUGUGUCUACUAGGCAUCCACCUAGUCAUAUAUUAAGUGCAUCCUCCAGCAGCACAGGGGAUAUCAAGGCAAUCUCCCCCUAUCUGUCUCUCCAUAUGGAAGCUCAUCCCUGCUUCCAUCCAAAUAAAAGUGGUAAAUCUGU
Messenger RNA from Bufo gargarizans (Asiatic toad), 1403 nucleotides. RefSeq names its product chromosome 4 C2orf73 homolog (gene CIMIP6). NCBI's taxonomy places the organism in Eukaryota, Metazoa, Chordata, Amphibia, Anura, Bufonidae. The record is from RefSeq and is a predicted model, not a curated record.